Molecule: messenger RNA, 682 nt
Organism: Euleptes europaea (tarantolino)
Lineage: Eukaryota; Metazoa; Chordata; Lepidosauria; Squamata; Sphaerodactylidae
Gene: C8G
Product: complement C8 gamma chain
Exons: 7
Coding region: 1-621 (206 amino acids)
Biological process (GO): complement activation
Cellular component (GO): membrane attack complex
Source: RefSeq, a predicted model, not a curated record
AUGGCGUGUGCCAUAUUCCUCCUCAUCGUCUCUGGCCUGCUGCUUAUAUCUCCCUCCUAUGCCCGGAGAAAGCCGCCUCCUCAGGAGAACCCCAUUGACAAGAUCCGUGCUCAGGCAGACUUCAACCCCACCCAGUUUGCUGGGAAAUGGUAUCUUGUUGGGGUAGCCUCCAGGUGUGGGCACCUGAGAGACAACAGCCACAGGCUUGAACCGGUGAACAUAAUGGCAUCCGUCAUCAGCAGCACCCAUCAGACAUCCAUGUUGAUUAGCACCUUCCGUCCACUGGAUGGUAUCUGUUGGAAUAUCAAGCAGGUCUACUUCCCUGCCAAGACGCCAGGCAGAUUCCUCUUGAAAGGUCGUGACAGGCCGAUCGACAUCGUAAUUGGGGAUACCGAUUACACGAGCUACGCCAUCGUCUUCUAUCAGAAGUCCCGGCAGAUCUCUGUGAAGCUUUAUGCACGAACCAUCCAGAUCAGUGAUUCCAUCACGGCUAAGUUUGAGCAGCUUUUGGCUGGGGUGGGGCUGAACGACGACUUCACAUAUUACUUCCCCACUUAUGGGUUUUGUGACUCAGCGGACCAGUUUCACAUCCUAGAUGAGACCAAACAUACGGGCACAUGAUGAAUUCUGUGGACCAGGGCAGCUGACUGCAGAGGGCUGAGCUGGAGGGAGCCAGCCCGUG